This is a messenger RNA of Etheostoma spectabile (orangethroat darter), 2708 nucleotides long. RefSeq names its product protocadherin gamma-A12. Gene Ontology annotation, molecular function: calcium ion binding. Gene Ontology annotation, biological process: homophilic cell-cell adhesion. The record is from RefSeq and is a predicted model, not a curated record. Lineage: Eukaryota; Metazoa; Chordata; Actinopteri; Perciformes; Percidae. Gene Ontology annotation, cellular component: plasma membrane. The transcript has a single exon. The coding region runs from base 259 to 2673 and encodes 804 amino acids.
UUUUAACAUACUAAUGUGAAAAUAAAAAGUAACUCAUGGUGUCGCUGUUGGCUGGCAGAUAACAGACUCUCACCACUCCACCCACUACUAUAUAGAUGUGAGCUGCAGAUUUUCCAGAGAAACUGUUACAUUUCCAAACAUAUUGUGUCGUGUUGAUUGCCGUGAAGUGUUGGAUUAUUUAGUGAUUUUGGCCAGUUUUUAAUUUUUUCGCACUGGAAAGUAGAAGUGGUUCAAGCUGAGGACGCCUUUAGUGUCAGGAUGGGAGACAAAGGAUUUUCAUCGCUUCGUCUGAUCUUCUGCUUUGCUUCCUUUAUUGUAACGCUGCACCUCGUUAAUGGAGACCUGAGUUAUUCUAUUCCAGAGGAGAUGAAACGCGACUCUGUUAUUGGAAAUCUAGCCAAAGAUCUCGGUCUUGAUGUGAGGACCUUAUCUUCCCGAAAGGCCCGUGUUGAUUUUGAGGGGACUCGUAAACGGUACUGUGAUAUUAAUCUGAGGACUGGAGAUUUGGUCACAUCGGAGAGAAUGGACAGAGAAAGCCUUUGUGGCAAGAAACCCUCGUGUGUUGUGAAAGUAGAUCUAGUGUUAGAAAAUCCUCUGGAGCUUCAUCGACUAGUUAUUCAUAUUCAAGAUGUAAACGAUAACUCGCCAAAAUUCAAAAAACAAUUGACCGAAAUGGAAAUAAGUGAGUCAGCUGAAAAGGGUAACCGCUUCUCUAUCGAGGAGGCCCAUGACGCAGAUAUAGGUCAAAAUGGUGUUCAAAGGUACAGCCUACAAAAGAACGACAACUUUAUUCUCGCUGUUGACAGCAACAAGGUUGAACUCGUACUAGAUAACAAACUGGAUCGAGAGAAGCAAAGUGAGAUUAAUUUGCUUCUCACGGCUUUAGAUGGAGGCUCCCCUCAGAGAUCAGGUACUGUAGUCAUACACGUCACUGUACUGGAUGCUAAUGAUAACGCCCCAGUGUUUAGCCAGGCCGUUUAUAAAGCCAGUCUGCCUGAGAACUCUCCUGUAGAUACUGUAGUGGUCACAGUGAAUGCUACUGACGCAGAUGAAGGAGUGCAUGGAGAUGUGUUUUACGAUUUAAGCCAUGUGUCUGAUGACGAUGCAAAUGUAUUUUCUAUUGAUCCUAAAACAGGAGAAAUUAGAGUAACUGGAGUGAUUGACUUCGAAGAAAGGAGUUCUUUUGAAAUGAGAGUGGAAGCUAAAGAUGGUUUAGGGCUAAUAUCAUAUGCCAAAGUAAUAAUAGAGGCUACUGAUAUGAAUGAUAAUGCUCCAGUUAUAUAUCUGAAAUCCCUGACUAACCCCAUACCUGAGAACGUGUCACCUGGUACAGAGGUGGGCAUCAUUAACGUGCAGGACAGAGACUCUGAGAAUAACAGACAGGUCCGCUGCUCCAUUCAGCAAAACGUCCCUUUUAAGUUGGUCCCUUCUAUUAAAAACUAUUAUUCUCUGGUGACCACAAGACAACUGGACCGUGAACUAGUGUCUGAUUACAACAUUACAAUCACUGCCACUGACGAGGGCUCUCCACCUCUGUCCUCCUCUAAAACUGUUCAGUUAUCUGUAGCUGACAUCAACGACAACCCACCUGUGUUUGAGGAACAGUCGUACAGCGCAUAUGUGACUGAAAAUAACAAACCUGGCUCCACUUUAUGUUCCGUUACUGCUCGAGACCCCGACUGGAGACAAAACGGUACAGUGAUUUAUUCUCUGUUACCCGGUGAGGUGAAAGGUGCCCCGGUGUCCUCCUAUCUGUCUGUUAACGGAGACAUGGGGGUGAUCCACGCUGUGAGAUCGUUUGAUUAUGAACAGUUCAGGAGUUUUAAAGUCCACGUGAUGGCCAGAGACAACGGUUCUCCUCCGCUCAGCAGCAACGUGACCGUCAGUGUCUUCAUAUCGGAUGUGAAUGACAACUCUCCUCAGAUACUGUACCCCGCCCUGGAGGGACACUCCUUCAUGACCGAGCUGGUCCCCAAAGCUGCACACGGAGGCUCUCUGGUGUCCAAAGUGAUAGCGGUGGACGCGGACUCCGGACAGAACGCCUGGCUGUCCUAUCAUAUAGUCAAAUCCACUGAUCCGGGACUUUUCACUAUUGGUCUCCACAGCGGAGAGAUCAGGACACAGCGGGACAUUUCUGAGUCAGACAGCAUGAAACAGAACCUUAUUGUGUCAGUGAAAGAUAACGGACAGCCCUCUCUCUCCGCCACCUGUUCCAUGUAUUUACUUAUUUCUGAUAACUUGGCUGAGGUGCCGGAACUGAAGGAUAUUUCUUACGAUGAGAAGAACUCCAAACUGACCUCUUAUCUGAUCAUCGCGCUGGUGUCUGUGUCCACCUUUUUUCUGACCUUCAUCAUCAUCAUCCUGGGUGUGAGGUUUUGUCGCAGGAGAAAGCCCAGACUGUUGUUUGAUGGAGCAGUUGCCAUCCCCAGCGCUUAUCUCCCUCCUAAUUACGCAGAUGUUGACGGCACAGGAACUUUACGCAGCACUUACAAUUAUGACGCCUACCUGACAACAGGUUCUAGAACCAGUGACUUUAAGUUCGUGACGUCAUACAAUGACAACACACUGCCUGCUGACCAGACUCUGAGGAAAAGUCCAUCAGACUUUGUUGAUGUGUUUGGUCCGCCAGAUGAGUCUCCAGAGGUAGGCCUCAUACUAUUUUGUUGUAUCUAACAUUUAAAGUUGAUUGUGAGCUUCAAUUGGUGUCG